This is a messenger RNA of Penicillium verhagenii, 1266 nucleotides long. RefSeq lists its product as uncharacterized. Gene Ontology annotation, molecular function: hydrolase activity, acting on ester bonds. Bases 1 to 1266 code for a protein of 421 amino acids. Gene Ontology annotation, biological process: phospholipid catabolic process. NCBI's taxonomy places the organism in Eukaryota, Fungi, Ascomycota, Eurotiomycetes, Eurotiales, Aspergillaceae. The transcript has 4 exons. The record is from RefSeq and is a predicted model, not a curated record.
AUGUUCACCAAGCAGACUCUCUCCGCCUUCAUUGGCACCCUGUCUUUGGCUUCGGCCUUGACUAUCCCCGCCGCUGACGAUGUUCCCACCUUGGCUGAGGUUGAGGCUGCCGCUGCCACCGUCAUUCCCUUGUCCCCUGUUUCCAGCGUCAAGGGUCUCGUGUUCGACAAGUUCCACCAGAUUUGGUUCGAGAACCAGGAUUACCAAACUGCCGCCGAUGAUGUGAACUUCCAGAAGAUCGCCAAGGAGGGUAUUCUCUUGACCAACUACUUUGCCACCACCCACCCUUCGCAGCCCAACUACGUUGCCUCUGCUGCUGGUGACAACUUUGGUAUGGACAACGAUGACUUCCGUCAGAUCCCCGCCAAUGUCUCCACCAUUGCCGAUCUGUUCGACACCAAGGACAUUGCUUGGGGUCAGUACCAGCAGGGUCUCCCCUACGCUGGUUACCAGGGAUACAACUUCUCUAACCAGGAGACCUAUGCCAACGACUACAUGCGCAAGCACGACCCCCUGAUUAUCUUUGAGUCGGUUACCAACAGCGACGUUCGUCCCCGCCAGAUCAAGAACUUCACCUCGUUCUACGAUGAUCUCAAGCACGAGCGUAUUCCCCAGUACUCCUUCAUCACUCCUAACAUGACCAACGACUGCCACGACACUGAUAUCACCUACGGUGGAAAGUUCCUUGCUGACUUCCUCCCCCCUCUCCUUGCCAACGAGUACUUCACCAAGGACUCUCUCAUCCUGGUCACUUUCGAUGAGGCUGGCAACUACACCGAGGAGAACCGCGUCUACAGCAUCCUGCUCGGUGGUGCUGUCCCAGAGCACCUCAAGGGAACCACUGACGACACCUUCUACACCCACUACUCCGUUAUCGCCUCCCUUAGCGCUAACUGGGGUCUUCCCUCCCUCGGUCGCUGGGAUUGUGGUGCCAACAUCCUGAGCCUCGUUGCUGAGAAGAUUGGCUUCACUAACUGGAACAUUGACCUCACUGCCGUUCCUGACCUGCUCAACGAGACCUACCCCGGUCCCAUGUCCGACGGUGACUACUCCAAGUACGAGGAGUACUGGCCCAUCCCUGCCACUGAGUUGCUCUGCAACGCUGGUCACGGUAUCCUUGAGCUUGUCAAGAAGACCUACAACCGCCGCCAGGCUACCCACAAUUACAUCAGCCCUGUCCCCUAUGACAAGCGCGCUGGUUACAACGUCGGUAUCCCUUACUGGCGUACCGUUGACGGCAAGAAGGAGACUGGUGUCACCAACUAA